AUGUCAAAGCGGCUCCACGCCGCGCAGCAGCGCUGCCCCCCUGCGCAGCCCCCGGCCCCGCUCUCCGCGCUGCUGCUCGGCCUCGGCGGGCUCCUCUUAGCAUCACCCGGGGCUCGAGGUGAGAAUGUGGACAGCAAACUGGAGCCAUGGAGACGGCAGAUGCCAAAGGACCAGUCACAAGUUUAUGAGAUAACAGUUCCCUUCCUUCUAAAUGGAGAAGAGUGGAGACCAGUAAAUGGCAUUUUUUCAAAGAGUCACCCAGCCCUGCUGCAGUUUGUAAUAGAAGCUGAAGGCAAACACCUGGUCAUCGAUCUGGAGAGGAACGAGGGCCUGUUAGCCAGCAGCUUCACAGAAACCCACUAUUUGAAGGAUGGCACUGAUGUUGUCCUCGUGCGCAAUUACACGGGUCACUGCUAUUACCACGGCCACGUGCGAGGGUUCCCCGGCUCCUCCGUCAGCCUCAGCACCUGCUCAGGACUCAGGGGAAUUGUUGUAUUUGAAAACAAAAGCUACAUUCUGGAGCCAUUAGAAGGUGCUACAAGUGAACACAAGAUCUACCGAGCAGAGAAUUUGAAAAUAGCCCCAGGAUCUUGUGGCCACCAGCUGGACAUCUCUGCCAUGGGAGCUGGUGACAGUGACACAGCACACCAUUCCCAAGCUGGCAGGUACAAGAGGGAGACUCUGAAGACAAUGAAGUAUGUGGAGCUUGUUAUUGUGGCAGACAAUCGUGAGUUUCAGAGACAAGGCAAGGAUGUGGAAAAAAUCAAGCAGAGGCUGAUAGAAAUUGCAAACUAUGUUGAUAAGUUCUACAGGCCACUCAAUAUUCGAGUAGCCCUGGUCGGAGUGGAAGUUUGGAAUGACAUGGAUAAGUGCUCUAUUUCUCAAGACCCUUUCACCAGCCUCCAUGAGUUUCUGGACUGGAGGAAACUGAAACUACUACCUCGUAAACCCCAUGACAAUGCACAGCUGAUAAGUGGGGUGUACUUCCAAGGAACUACCAUUGGCAUGGCUCCCAUCAUGAGCAUGUGCACUGCAGAGCAGUCUGGAGGGGUCGUCAUGGAUCACUCAGAAAACCCUCUUGGUGCAGCAGUCACCCUGGCUCACGAACUGGGACACAAUUUUGGAAUGAAUCACGACACGUUGGAGAGGGGCUGCAACUGCAAAGCAUCUACUGAUAAAGGGGGCUGCAUCAUGAACCCCUCCACUGGCUAUCCAUUUCCCAUGGUAUUCAGUAGCUGCAGUAGAAAGGACCUGGAAAACAGCCUGGAAAAAGGAGUGGGAAUGUGUCUGUUUAACUUGCCUGAAGUCAAGGAGUCCUUUGGUGGGCAGAAGUGUGGGAAUGGCUACGUGGAAGAUGGAGAGGAGUGCGACUGCGGGGAGCCUGAGGAGUGCACGAACCGGUGCUGCAACGCCACGACCUGCACCUUCAACCCGGGAGCCGUGUGCGCGCACGGGCGCUGCUGCCAGGACUGCCAGUUAAAACCAGCAGGGAUUUCUUGCAGAGAGUCGAGCAAUUCCUGUGACCUGCCCGAGUUCUGCACGGGAUCCAGUCCUCACUGCCCGGCCAACGUGUACCUGCACGACGGGCACGCCUGCCACGGGGUGGAUGGCUACUGCUACAAUGGCAUCUGCCAGACCCACGAGCAGCAGUGCAUCACCCUCUGGGGCCAAGGUGCGAAACCUGCUCCUGGGAUCUGCUUUGAGAGGGUCAAUUCUGCAGGAGAUCCCUACGGCAACUGUGGCAAAGACUCCAAGAGCUCCUUUGCUAAAUGUGAACCCAGAGAUGCAAAAUGUGGAAAAAUUCAGUGUCAAGGAGGAGCAAAUCGACCCGUCAUUGGGACCAACGCUGUUUCCAUAGAAACCAAUAUCCCACUUCAGGAAGGUGGCAAGAUUCUGUGUCGUGGUACCCACGUGUAUCUGGGGGAUGAUAUGCCUGACCCUGGUCUUGUGCUGUCAGGAACCAAGUGUGAAGACGGCAAAAUUUGCCUUAAUCGCCGGUGCCAGAACACGAGUGUUUUUGGAGUACAUAAAUGUGCAACCAAGUGCCAUGGACGUGGGGUCUGCAACAAUAAGAAGAACUGUCACUGUGAGGCAGACUGGGCUCCCCCCCACUGCGACCAGCCAGGCUUCGGUGGCAGCGUGGACAGCGGCCCAAUUCGGCAAGCAGAUAACAAGAGUUUAACCAUAGGAGUGUUGAUAACCAUUCUGUGCCUUAUCGUUGCUGGAGCAAUCAUGUAUCUGAAAAGGAAAACUUUCAUGAAAUGGUUGUUUACAAGCAAAAAGACAACAAUAGAGAAACUAAGGUCUGUGAGCCCAGCAAGGCCUUCCAGUUCGUCAGAGCCUAAUCGUGUUCAUACCACAUCUCUCAGUAAAAGCCUCAUCAUGAAGCCACAAAAUGCAAACAUACAAAAAAGAGAUGCUCCAAGGAGACCUCUGCCAUAUCAGAUCAUUGACAUCAGUAAUCCUGUGAAGACACACGAUCUGCCACAAUUGAAAACACCCCAGCGAGUCCUACCACCCCUUCCCCAGCUGCCAUGUCAUGAAGCAGUGCCUGAAAGACCCUUGCCAGCCAACCCUUUGCUGAGGUUCACCCAGGAGCCCCACAAGCCAAACCCUCCUCAGAAGCCUCUUCCAGCCGACCCUCUGACCAAGGGGCGCUGCCACGGGGCCUGCACCCCAGGACCUGGGCACACAAAACCUCUGCCUUACUUUGCUCCCCUCAGCAGACCUGCUCCUAAGCAUCCACCACAGGUGUCCAGGCCCAGCAACGCUGCUGAUGUGAAAUGACCAGAAAAAUCUCACACCUUAAUUUUAAAAAGUGAAGACAGAAGUUUGCACUAUCUUUAAACUCCAGCUGGAGUUCAUUUUUAUGACAAUACUUAGAAUUUUUAAUGUUUAAAACAGCAUUCUUUUUAAGAAUUCUGAGCUACUGCCUUUGGUGCUGUGCUGUGCUAUGGUGCUCUGUAUACUUGCUCAGGUACUUGUAAAUUAUUAAUUUAUGUUGAAUAUUUAUUACAGUGCAGUGCACUGUAGUAGAUAUUUUUACCAUAGCUGAGUUUUCCUAAAAAGGAAUCCUUUUUUUUGUAAUAUUUCAUUGAACUUGAAUAAUUCUGCUCUAUUGGUCCUAUGUAUAGUUUUGAUCUCUUCUUUAAGGAGUGCUGAUGGAUAAAUCAAAUGUAUAAACAACUCCAUCUCAAUGGUUCAUAACAAAGUUUUGAAGAAAUAUGUCAGGGUAAAAAAAAAAAAUAAUAAUCUCUUCUGGAAGAUGUUGAAAUGCACAAUCUCUGCACAUAGAAGCAAAACAUGUAUUUAACCAAAGUAUCACUCAGUGUUUGCAGCUGUACUGUAACUUCAGUUUUCACCUUACUGUUUGAAAUCUGCAAGAAAUCUGUGCUGAAAGAGGAUGUUUUCCCAUUGGACAAGUUCUCUUACUGAAGAAGUACUGUAUAAUCAUAAAACUGUACUGUUUUUAACCUCAUUUUCCUCAAACACAAUAUGGUUAGUACAUUCCAGUGCAGAUAGCAGGCCUCCAAUGUUUAUUGCCUGUUUGGUGCUUUGGUAAUUAAAUUAAAUGAUACUGUGUAAGGUUUUACAAUCUCCCUGUAUUGCCUAGCUGUCUGGAUGAGACUGACAAGACACUACAGGCAGGGGGGUGGGGGGAAGCCCAGCAUUACAAAUAAUUGCAUUUUAAGAAUCAAAUAUUAUUCUUAUUUCUCUUGCCUCAUCGCUCUGCUUGUCAACUGUAUUUUGCAUAUUUACUACUGUUUUGUAUUUAACGUUGAAAACAUUGUUCUGGGUUUCUUAAUUUUCCAAUCAAAAAUGCAUCUUUUAAGACAUAACCUUUGGUUAUCCUAUGACAUGGGAAAAAAAAAAUAAUCUCUUUACUACUAGGUAGCAUUACAUCUGAGCUCUUCUGCACCCUCUUGGUCGCACUGCUGAAUUCAGUUGUUUCACCUGUGCUGUAAUAACAAACAAUUUCCAAAUAUCAGUUGAAACAGAGGGAGAAGGAACUAUUUUCCUCAUAUAGGUUAGUUUCCUCAUUGCUUGUACUUUUUGUUUCUUUAAGCAAAAAUAAAAGCAUUGAUAGAAACUUGGA
Molecule: messenger RNA, 4096 nt
Organism: Apus apus (common swift)
Lineage: Eukaryota; Metazoa; Chordata; Aves; Apodiformes; Apodidae
Gene: ADAM12
Product: ADAM metallopeptidase domain 12
Exons: 23
Coding region: 1-2787 (928 amino acids)
Biological process (GO): proteolysis
Molecular function (GO): metalloendopeptidase activity
Source: RefSeq, a predicted model, not a curated record